AUGCGAAAUCCCGAUAGAGAUAACCUACCUGUGCCGACCUACCGGUGCUCUAAACUAGUACUCUCUUCGGGAGAAUAUUAUUUGGGUAAUAAACUAGAUCAUAAUAUUCUGUUCGUAACGUACGAUGACAUGGUGUUUGGAUUGGGAUAUAAUAGUAAAGGAUGUUUCGGAUUGGGUCACAACGAGUCCAUUAAGUCGCCACAAGUUAUACCAGAAUUAAGUCAUCAAAAGAUUCAUACAUUUAUUAUUGGAUAUGACUUUGUGUUGGCUAUGAAUACAGUGAAACAAAUAUAUAGUUGGGGUCACAAUAUGUGGGGACAGUUGGGUAGAGAUGUGACACAAAAAGGUAGUUAUGUAAAACCGGAGAGAAUAUCGUAUUUUGACAACAAAUAUGUCCAACAAAUCAGUUGUGGUUCCCAUCACUGUCUAGCCCUCACAUCCAGUGGACAGGUGUAUGGGUGGGGGUGUAAUAGAGAGGGACAGAUUGGUUAUGGAGACCAAAUGAAUGAUAGGAUUAGUGAACCAAUUCUAAUACAAUUCUCUAAUAACCCCAAAAUACAAAACAUUUAUUGCCAUAAUUGGUGUUCAUUUGCCAUCACUUGUGACGGCCAUGUGUUCAGUUGGGGUUAUAAUGGAUCGGGUGGUUUUGGGACAGUAUUGCGAGUGAAACACAAAUUUGAUGGACAGGUGUUUGCCGUCAAACGCAUUAAAUUUAAUGAGUUAGAUGAAAGAGAAACUCAAAAAGUAUUGAAAGAAGUGAUGAAUUUAGUGAAAGUUAAGUCACAAUAUGUCGUCAAAUAUUACCACUCAUGGCGUGAAAUCGGAUGUCUUUACAUACAAAUGGAGUUCUGUUCCCAUAGUCUGAAGAUUAUCCUUAAACUCAAACCACAAAUCAUUCACAGAGAUCUCAAACCCGAAAACAUAUUGAUUGCACACAACGUAAGGAACGGCAGGUUUUUGAAGUUAUGUGACUUCGGUUUGGCUACAGUUCACGACAAACGCAUUCAUUACAUAACAAAACACAAACACACGGCAGAUGUAGGGGACCUAAGAUAUCAGGCACCAGAAGUUGCUCAGUAUAUACCGGAAAUAAUUCACUAA
Molecule: messenger RNA, 1101 nt
Organism: Oppiella nova
Lineage: Eukaryota; Metazoa; Arthropoda; Arachnida; Sarcoptiformes; Oppiidae
Source: the annotation of a GenBank genome assembly